UUCCUUGAAAUCCAAUUUGAAGAAAAAUUAAAACGGUUGCAGUUCAGAUCAGAGGGAGAGUGGGCAGCUCAAAUAAAUAUUUCAAGUUAGAGAGAGCGAGGGGUUAGAGAGAGAGAUGGGAGGGGGACAGAGGGUUUCUUCUUCAGAUUCCGAAGACAUACACACGUUUGCGCGAGAUGGAAACCUGGAGGCCCUUCAAUCCAUCUGUAUUUCCAAUCCUUUGGCCGUUAACGCCAGAGAUAAGCUUUCUCGAACCCCGCUACAUUUGGCUGCAUGGGCUGGACAGCUAGAGGUGGUGGACUUUCUUUGCAAGCACAAAGCUGAUGUGGGCGCAGCUGCCAAUGAUGACAUGGGUGCAAUCCAUUUCGCUUCACAAAAGGGUCACCUUGCAGUUGUAAGAACCCUUCUACUCUCUGGAGUCUCUGUUAAUGCCUCUACUCGUAAGGGCUUCACAGCUUUGCACUAUGCUUCCCAACGAGGUCACUUGGAACUUGUGAAGUAUUUGGUAAGAAAGGGUGCCAAAAUUGGUGCCAAGAUCAAAGCUGGAAAAAGCGCUAUUGACGUUACACCGAGUGAAGAGGUUCGCACUUUCCUUAUGAGCUGUGAAGAGCCAUCAAAGGAUGGAAAAGAUGUUGGCAAAGCUCGGAGUGUUCUUUCAGAUGAAAAGAGUGGUGACAAUUCAAGUAUAAAAGAAAGCAAGAAAGAAGGUGGGCAUACUUCUCCUUCUUAUAUGGAUGUAAGUAAGAAUGGUGCUGGUUCAAGUAUUGAAGAAGUAAUUGAGGAUGCAGAAGGAAGUGAGAAGAAGAGGGGAAGGGAAGAAGGUAAAGGAAGUGAGUCUGUACCAAAAAAGGCUAGAGUUGCUCUUGGCCAUCUUCUUGCUAGUGAUGAUGUAUCUGAAGAAAUGUAAGUUUGAAACUUUGAACUAGAAUAUGAAGUCAGAUUCUCUGUGUCCUGUGGGGUCUCUCCUUCCACAUCUGAAUAUCCAUUUUAGGAGUAAUCUUCACUAACCAACAAAAGAGAAGUCGUUAGGAUUAGCCUUCUCUUUCUAUUGGUUUUUUUCUUUUUUCUAAAUUGGCAUUCUAGAAGAAAUCUAAUUGUUGGUUUAAUGGGAUUCUUUUUUGCCAAAUGUAGUUAUCUUUUCAUACA
Messenger RNA from Amborella trichopoda, 1146 nucleotides. RefSeq names its product Ankyrin repeat family protein. NCBI's taxonomy places the organism in Eukaryota, Viridiplantae, Streptophyta, Magnoliopsida, Amborellales, Amborellaceae. Gene Ontology annotation, molecular function: protein binding. The record is from RefSeq and is a predicted model, not a curated record.